CCCCCGUCGACUCCUGCCUGCCGCACGCCCGCGGCUGAGCAGCACGCCCGCCCGCUCCAGCGAUGGGGCCCAAGGCCGAGCCUGGCUUCGUCGUGUGCACGGGCUGCCGCUACCGCUGGAACUUCCGCAAGAACGCGGAGUGCUGGCAGUGUGGGAUUGGGCUGGAGCUGGCGCCCUCGAAGCCUUCGCCCCGCGUCGGGGUCUGGGCGGAUGGCGGCGGCGGCGGCUCCCCGCCCGCGCAUCGUGGAGGCGGCGGCGGAGGCUCACCGAGGGAUGGCGCCAAGGGCGGCAAGGGCGGCAAAGGCCGAGGUGCAGCCUCCCGUGGCGGCGGAGGCGGUGCAGCCUCCCGUGGCGGCGGCGUCGGAGGCGCGGGCGGCCGUGGUGGAGGCGCCUUCCCGAAGGCCCCUUGGUCGGCCCUGCCCGAGAGCGAGCUCGACGCGCUCCUCGCCUGCGGGGACCCCGCCAUCGCGGCCAGGCUGCAG
Messenger RNA from Prorocentrum cordatum, 482 nucleotides. NCBI's taxonomy places the organism in Eukaryota, Dinophyceae, Prorocentrales, Prorocentraceae. The record is from the annotation of a GenBank genome assembly.